AUGCUUAUCGAUUCAUCGUUGAACAGCGUGUCAACCGUGCUAGCGAAUGUAUAUCAAAGCUUCUAUGAAGCAGCGGUGAGGUGCCUUGAGUAUGCACGCGUGCUAUCCAGAGUGCGGAAGAUGGGUUCAGGGCUGCUUGUUAAGACUGUAAAAAACAUCAUCACGCUGGCAUACGUGAUGCUUCAGCGCCGUUCGCGCUCCUGCAGGAGCAGAGAGGCGAUUAUUGCGCAAAGCGUCAUCUCGCGCCGGCAGCUUCAGUGGUAA
Bipolaris maydis ATCC 48331 is the source of this 264-nucleotide messenger RNA. RefSeq lists its product as uncharacterized. The record is from RefSeq and is a predicted model, not a curated record. Gene Ontology annotation, biological process: telomere maintenance via telomerase. NCBI's taxonomy places the organism in Eukaryota, Fungi, Ascomycota, Dothideomycetes, Pleosporales, Pleosporaceae. Gene Ontology annotation, molecular function: telomeric repeat DNA binding; telomerase RNA binding. Gene Ontology annotation, cellular component: telomerase catalytic core complex.